AUGGAUUCCGGCAUAGAGCUAACGCGCGCCGCGAAGCGCAUCUUCGAGCAGAUUCGACAGCAGCGGCAGCAUCGCUUUGCCACAUUCGCCAUCUGCCCCGAGAACUCGCAGAUCCUGGUGGAUGCUGUGGGGGAGCGGGCGGCAAGCUACGAGGAUUUCCUGCGCGACCUGCAGGGUCGUGGACACGGACAGGCGGGACAGGCGAAGUGCCGCUUUGCCAUCUACGACUACGAGUACGAGCAUCAGUUCAAGGACAUCAAAGACUCCUGCCCGAGCAUCAAGCAGAAGCUGGUGCUGCUGCUCUGGUGCCCGGAGCAGGCCGCCAUCAAGGACAAGAUCCUCUACGCCAGUUCGAUAUUUGCCAUCAUGCGUGGCUUCAUCGGCAUACAGAAGUUCAUCCAGGCCAAUCAGCUGGAGCAGGUCCAGCAAGAGGCCAUCGAGCUGCAGCUGCGCGCCCUGGACAGGGACUAG
Messenger RNA from Drosophila guanche, 471 nucleotides. RefSeq names its product cofilin/actin-depolymerizing factor homolog. Gene Ontology annotation, molecular function: actin filament binding. The transcript has a single exon. The record is from RefSeq and is a predicted model, not a curated record. Lineage: Eukaryota; Metazoa; Arthropoda; Insecta; Diptera; Drosophilidae. Gene Ontology annotation, cellular component: actin cytoskeleton; actin cortical patch; cytoplasm. Gene Ontology annotation, biological process: actin filament fragmentation; cell motility; actin filament severing. The coding region runs from base 1 to 471 and encodes 156 amino acids.